This is a messenger RNA of Rubroshorea leprosula, 1627 nucleotides long. The record is from the annotation of a GenBank genome assembly. Lineage: Eukaryota; Viridiplantae; Streptophyta; Magnoliopsida; Malvales; Dipterocarpaceae.
UCAUCUUGUGAAAUCUCUCUCCGUUGAUCCACAGCAUCAGCUCCGUUGCUUUCUGUAAGCCUCACUGCCUUUUUCUUUUUUUUUGGCCAAUUUGAGCUGUCUUGUGCAAUUUGCGUUUUAGUUUGAAAACAAAAACAUGAUGUUGCUUCACACGGAUUAAUCUCUCCAAUCAUUUAAAUGGCGCAAGAAGUUGUUAACCCAGAUGAACCGGUUGUUCUUGGGGAAGAAAUAGAGCAUGUGAGAGUGAUCACCUUGAACAGGCCUCGUCAAUUGAAUGUCAUUUCAUCCAAAGUGGUUUCACUGCUUGCAGAGUACCUCGAAAAAUGGGAGAAAGAUGCUGAAGCUGAGCUUAUAUUACUCAAGGGAGCUGGACGGGCUUUCUCAGCUGGUGGUGAUUUGAAAAUGUUCUAUGAUGGAAGGAACUCAAAGGAUUCCUGUCUUGAAGUAGUUUAUAGAAUGUACUGGCUUUGUUUCCACAUUCAUACCUAUAAGAAAACACAGGUUGCUCUAGUUAAUGGAAUUGCAAUGGGGGGAGGUGCAUCUUUGGUGGUCCCAAUGAAGUUAUCGGUCGUAACAGAAAAAACAGUCUUUGCAACUCCAGAAGCAAGUAUUGGGUUUCAUACUGAUUGUGGUUUCUCCUACAUGCUUUCACAUUUACCUGGGCGUUUGGGGGAAUUUUUAGCUCUAACAGGGGCUAGGCUAAAUGGUAAGGAAUUGGUGGCAGCUGGGCUAGCAACACAUUUUGUUCCUUCUGAGAAAUUGCCUGAGCUAGAGAAGCGUCUGAUAAGCUUAAAGACUGGCAACAUAAAUGCAGUCAAAUCUGCAAUCGAGGAAUUCUCUUUGGAUGUGCAGCUUGAUGAAGGAAGCAUCUUAAAUAAGCAGUCCAUUAUUGACGAAUGUUUCUCAAAGGAUACUGUGGCAGACAUUAUAAAAUCAUUUGAAGCUGAGGCAAGCAAAGAAGGUAAUGGGUGGAUUAGUCCUGUGCUGAAAGGGUUAAAAAGAUCAUCGCCAACAGGAUUGAAAACAACUCUGAGAUCAAUUCGUGAAGGGAGGAAGCAAACAUUAGCUGAAUGUCUGAAGAAAGAAUUUAGACUAACAAUGAACAUACUACGAGCAACAAUAUCAUCAGAUGUCUAUGAGGGUAUUAGGGCUCUCACAAUCGACAAAGAUAAUGCUCCAAAGUGGGAUCCACCAAGUGUUGAGAAAGUGGAUAAUGAGAAGGUGGAUCUAGUAUUUCAGCCAUUCCAGGAGGAGUUGGAGCUCCAAAUCCCAGAGCAGGAGCAACACAGGUGGGAUGGAAAGUACGAGCACUCAGCUUAUGCAAAUUGAAGGGCGGUGAUGACACAGCAAUAAAUUCAAGUUUCUGGGAAUAAGUUGCUUGUUUCUAUUGAAAAAUAAAAAGAAAAGAAAACCUGUACGCAUAGAUUUGGAUUGUACUCGGCACUGCUGUUGUGAACUUGUGAGUGUUGCCUUUGUCCAUCUCCAUGCCGAUUUUAUGUUGUAUCAUUUGCCAUGAAAAACAUUAAGUUAGCAUUUGAACCUUAAUCUUUUAUGGUUUUGGCAAUUAAGUCUGUUGAGAUUGCCGCAGUGGAAAGACAGUAGUGAGGCAUAAACCAAGCAAAGAACA